CCCAUGUGGAGUCCUGGAGAGCAGCAGUUGCUGUGGUGCCUGGCUGUCAUGGAUGUAGUCAGGGGGCUGCACAGGCUGCAGCGCUACAGUGCCCUUCUCGGACAGGCGAGGACUUUCACUGGCAUCCCCGGCUGCUUCCCGCACGGUCAGUGGAUGGCUUGUACCCAGACAUCUGGACCCCGGCGACGAUGGAUCUUGCCACCCAGCAGUACAGUAUGCCGCCAUACACAGUCGGACACCACUCAAGCCACGUUAGCCAGUGUUGCUCCAGUGUUCUCUGUGAUGAAAUUUGACAAAGCAGGAAACAUAUUGUCAUUUGAAAGGAAGAAGACAGAAUUAUAUCAGGAGUUGGGACUUCAAGCACGGGAUCUGAGGUUUCAGCAUCUAGUCAGCAUCAAUGCCAGAAACAACAAGAUCAUUUUAAGAAUGGAGUUUGUAAAAGCUGUUAUUACUUCGGAGUAUCUGCUAAUAUUGGAUUAUCGGAACUUGCACCUGGAGCAAUGGUUUCUCCGUGAGCUUGCACCUCAGCUAGCAGGAGAAGGACAGCUAGUCACAUAUUCUUUACCUUUUGAGUUCAGAGCUCUGGAAGCGAUCCUCCAGCACAGGAUUAGCACUCUGCACGGAAGACUUCAUUUUUUACAACCUCAAAUCCUAGAAACUUUGGAAGCUUUGGUGGACCCCAAGCUUAUGUCUGUAGAUAGAAGUAAACUGCAUGUCCUGCUGCAGAAUGGGAAAACUCUAUCGGAGUUGGAAACGGAUGUAAAAGUUUUCAAAGAAGCAAUUCUGGAAAUCCUGGAUGAAGAUGAGCUUAUAGAAGAGCUGUGUCUGACCAGACUGUCUGACCCUCAAGCGCUUGAAGAGAGCGCUUCACGGAUAGAUCACACAGAAGAAAUGGAGCUGCUUCUUGAGAAUUAUUACAGACAAGCAGAAGAUCUAGCAAAUGUGGCCAGAGAGCUGCGUGUGCUGAUUGAUGACUCUGAAAGUGUGAUUUUUAUCAACUUGGACAGUCAUCGGAAUGUGAUGAUGAGACUCAAUUUGCAGCUGACCAUGGGAACCUUUUCCCUUUCUCUCUUUGGUCUAAUUGGAGUGGCUUUUGGGAUGAACUUGGAGUCCACUUUUGAAGAGGAUCCCCAAGUGUUUUGGUUCAUUACAGGAGUUAUGUUCCUGGGAAGUGGCCUGAUCUGGAGACGCUUGCUCUCCUUUCUUGGAAGACAUCUGGAGCCAUCAAAGCCACCAUCGAUCUGGAAGAGGGCAUUUCCCUUAAUUGGAAGAGCAGAUGCAACAAAUGGGCCUAAAGUGUAAUUUUCCUCACGAAGGGCAGAAACCUAUGGGCAUUAGACCUACCAGACAACUGCUCCACCGUGUGACUGUUACUACUCCGUUUUGCCCUCUGAUUACACACUAAAGGAUGUGUAAAUCAUAUUGGGUAUAUGAGUAUGCCCAGUCUGCCUUGGGUACCAUCAUGCAUAGUUAUGUCCCUGAGCAACCCAUUUACUCGGAGGACAUGCUUUCCUCUGUAUGGCAUUCAUGUGCAUUCCACAGUAUUUUGGAAGUGUCUAUUUUCUAUCAUACAAACAGCUUCUGUAGAAAAAAAUGUCAUCAAAGCAUCAGGUUUACGUGACUGGAACAUACCUAGAUUUUCAAACUGAUACUACUUUAAGGUACAUGAGUAGUUAAUGUGAUAUUUCAUUUUUGUAGGGGGAUAGUCACUUACCGCAGUGCCUUAAGGACACCUCAAGUACCUCGCCCCGCUGGACUAUGCUGCUGUUAAUCUGAAACAAUGCGUGCUUCUAUUUAUUGCCUGUGGUAUAGUGUUACAUCCUUCUGUGCCUUAUGUUACAAUAUGCUGCAUUAAUGCUUCUACUAAGCUGGAAGUGUGGGGAAGUUUUUAACAAGAUUUAGUAAAAUGAAAAAAAAAGGUAGUUUUUGUGCACAACUUCUUUUUUUCUGAGCCUUAAAGGGGUUUUCUGAGAUGUUUAUGUCGACACCCAGCCACACCGACGAUCAGCGGCCAUGCUUGGUAUCACAGCUCAGCCUUAUUCACUUCAGUGGGACUGAGCUGCAUCUAAGCCAUGUGACUGAUAAAUGUGACGUCACACUGUCUAGGAUAAGCUGCAAAAAGGCCGCGGCGCUACUGUGAGCACCAGUGCCUUCUCAAACAGCUGAUCGGAUAACAGAGUAUAGGUCAUCAGAAUGAAAGUCUCAGAAAACCCCUUCAAUAUGGCAUCUAUAGAAGUUCCUUGUGCUUUACUGUACCACUGGUUGGAGUCUGCACAGAUGAGAUAUCCAUUUUGGCAUGUUUCAUCAGAACGUUACUUCAAGGGGUUACUGGGAAUUCCAUGGUGACACGCAGAAUCGUUGCAGUCCCAUUGUAUCUAGUCCUAUGGGACACCGUAGGCCACGAAAUAUCCUUCUUGUCUCGUUCAGGAGCCCUAAGACUUGCAAAGAACACAGGUAAUUACCCUCAUUGAUGUAAUCCAACUGAAUAAGAAAUGUAAUAUAAAAUAGCUUAAAGGAGAUGCCUCAUUACAGAAACUUAUAAGUGUCUGAUUGGCGAGGGGUACUGCUGAAGCCCACAAGACUCGAGGCCCACAUUCCACUAUUAGGACACACUUGCAGGGGUAAAACCCCACCUAUCACGUAUCCCCCAUCCAGUGGUAAGUUGUUGUAGUGCAACAACCACUUUAAGGGGUUUCCAGCUUUUAACAUUGAUGGUCUAGCCUUAGUAUAAGCCUCCAAUGUGUUAUAGUUGGGAUUCUGACCUCUACCACUCAAAAGAACAAAGGCGCUAUAAUUCUCACUACAGUAUUCAAAACAGUCAGGUCCAUCUGUCCAAGCAUGGUAUUACAUCUUGGACCUAUUCAGAUGACUAGCACUGAGCUGCGGUACCCUAUACAGGUGGAUAGGUGACUAGCACAUAGCUGCAGUACCAUAUAUGGGUGGAUAGAUGACUAGCACAAAGCUGCAGUACCAUAUACAGGUGGAUAGGUGACUAGCACUGAGCUGCAGUACCAUAUACAGGUGGAUAGAUGACUAGCACAAAGCUGCAGUACCAUAUACAGGUGGAUAGGUGACUAGUGCUGAGCUGCAGUAUCAAAUACAGUCCUGAUCAAAAGUUUAGGACCACUUGAAAAAUGGCAAAAAAUCAUAUUUUACAACCUUAAUAAGGUUCCACGUAGAGCUUCA
Messenger RNA from Bufo gargarizans (Asiatic toad), 3186 nucleotides. It is a transcript of the gene MRS2, whose product is annotated as magnesium transporter MRS2. The record is from RefSeq and is a predicted model, not a curated record. Gene Ontology annotation, biological process: mitochondrial magnesium ion transmembrane transport. Gene Ontology annotation, cellular component: mitochondrial inner membrane. The coding region runs from base 4 to 1302 and encodes 432 amino acids. The transcript is spliced from 11 exons. Gene Ontology annotation, molecular function: magnesium ion transmembrane transporter activity. Lineage: Eukaryota; Metazoa; Chordata; Amphibia; Anura; Bufonidae.